UUUACGAAGAAGAAUAAGGCGGAAAUAAACAAAAAAGCAGCAGAAAGGAGGGAACGAACAACUGCUCAGAAACAUCUCAAUAUUCCGCGCCUGCAUCAUCACCAUGAUGACGUCAAAGAGGCUGGAUUACUUUGAGGUGCCCUGUGAGUGGGCGUCCUGCAACUUCAAGGGCCACAGCAUGGAGGAGCUGAGCGAUCACAUGUCUCUGCACCUGAAGGAGCACCUGGGAGACACGGAUGCUUUAGAGGAGCUUGAUGAGUACGCCUGCUUGUGGAACGGCUGUGAGUAUCUCGCCAUGCGCUGCCCUACAGAGCUGGAGGUCCACGCCUACUUUCACAACUACCACGGCAAGCUCAAGUUCAUUGGCUCACAGCUGCUCAAGUCCCGGCCGGACCUCCCCAGCUGCAAUCAAGGCCUUUACAGCAACAAUUCUGUUCCCGACGGAACUGACGGACACGUCUGCCAGUGGGAGCACUGUGGCAGUACAUUUAACAAUCCUGAGUGGUUUUACAGACAUGUGGACAAUCACGUUGAGGGAGCUGAACAGCAGACCUUGUCACAGGACCAGCAGGUUCUUUUCUGCCACUGGAGUGGCUGCGAUGCCUUUUUUAAGAUCCGGUACCGUCUGCGAGAACACGUGCGGAGCCACACUCAGGAGCGAAUUGUAGCCUGUCCAACAUGUGGCAGCAUGUUCUCCAGCAACACCAAGCUGUUUGACCACCUGCACCGGCAGGCAGAGCCCGUGGAUUCGCUGGUGUGUGAACACUGCAGAAAAGGUUUUUCCAAUGAGAGGCUUUUGAGGGAUCAUGUUCGGCAACAUGUGAAUCACGUGAAGUGUCCCUUCUGUGACAUGACCUGCACUACUUUAGCCGCUCUGAAGAUCCACAUCAGAUUCCGUCACUGUGAUGAGCGGCCGUUCCCAUGUGACUUCUGUGAAAAAAGCUUUAAGAACCACCGCGAUCUACAGAAGCACACAGAGUUCCACAAUGAAGGGUCUGUGUAUCACUGCACAGUGGAGGGCUGCGAGUAUUCCUGUCACACGUUUCAAACCAUGAACCAGCAUUUCAAGAGAGUGCACGAGAGUGGAGGGAUGUCCAAAUAUAAAUGCCAUAUCUGUGAAAAGAUCUUCUCAUGGUGUUACACACUCACGCUUCACCUUCGGAAGAAACACGAGCUGAAAUGGCCGUCUGGACAUUCUCGCUUCAGAUACAAAAAGGAUGUGGAUGGCUUCCUCAAAGUUAACAUGGUGCGUUUUGAGACUGUGGAAGUGACCAAGCAGAUCAUGAAGAACAUGGAGACGAAACCUCAAGGUAUGCGGAAGAGUUCCAGAACGAGAAGCCGGAACAAGAAGGCUGCAGGAGAAGCAGAGAGCAGACGUAGAUCUCCUGCAGGAUCUUCCUCGCCCUCCUCUAGCUCCUCCUCUUCCUGUAGUUCUUCAGAGCUGUCUGGAGGUGAGGAUGCUUCGUCUCAGCCCAGCCCCAGAGGCAGUGACUCUCCUGUCUACUGUGUUAUGACGACUGUCCCUUCCACUGAGGACGAGCCUGGAGAACUGUCUCAGGAGGACUGUGACUCUGUAGGCACCUCUGGGGCCGUCCAGGCCCUGACCGAGGUUGCAAGAGGCCUGGGCAUGGAUGUGGUGUGAUUGACACAAAAUGUUCUUUGUGGGUUAUUUUAGCUUUUAAUGCAGUUUUACUGUUUUAAUUAUUGUGCAAACAUUUGGGCAAAUUACAUUUUU
Thalassophryne amazonica is the source of this 1735-nucleotide messenger RNA. RefSeq lists its product as uncharacterized. Bases 104 to 1642 code for a protein of 512 amino acids. The transcript is spliced from 10 exons. Gene Ontology annotation, biological process: anatomical structure development; regulation of transcription by RNA polymerase II. Gene Ontology annotation, molecular function: RNA polymerase II cis-regulatory region sequence-specific DNA binding; DNA-binding transcription factor activity, RNA polymerase II-specific. The record is from RefSeq and is a predicted model, not a curated record. Lineage: Eukaryota; Metazoa; Chordata; Actinopteri; Batrachoidiformes; Batrachoididae.